Betta splendens (Siamese fighting fish) is the source of this 2401-nucleotide messenger RNA. RefSeq names its product GTPase IMAP family member 4-like. The transcript is spliced from 2 exons. Bases 1088 to 1969 code for a protein of 293 amino acids. Gene Ontology annotation, molecular function: GTP binding. The record is from RefSeq and is a predicted model, not a curated record. Lineage: Eukaryota; Metazoa; Chordata; Actinopteri; Anabantiformes; Osphronemidae.
CUUUCUGCUUCUCAAACAGACCCUCUACCCAUUGAGCUUAAUAUUGCCUCGCCCAAAGUGAGAUACACAGCGACCAUGCGUCUGACAUGUUCAGGACCAUGCCAGCCAUAUGUUUGACAUCAGCGCUACCUCAAAAGACUGUUGUCAAUCAUAAGCCACAAAGACGUCUGUCUUUGAUUCUGGAAGCAAUUAACAAUGUCAUGUCUUCAUGAAAACAAGUUAUGGCCUUUGUUGAUUGUAUAAAGUGGGCAUCAUUUUAUCCUAAAUGUAUUUUGCCUCAUCUGCCGCCUUGUGAAUCAUGCCGCUUACUUCUGUAGGAUGCAAAUCUACACUAAGUGUUGAUACAGGACAUUAACAACAUAGUGAAGAGCGAAUAGCAUCACAUUUAAAAACAGACUACAGUACCUGUGCUGUCAGUAUUAACUCGACUGACUGACUGUGCUGCUCAGAGCCUAGAUCAUUUAACAAUAUUUGUCAAACUUUGUGUUUCUUUAAAUUUAUAUUUCAUUAUUUCUGGACUAAAUCCCUCAUAAAAAGUCUCUACUGGUGGGCUAUCCAGAAAUGCUCCCAGAUUUGCAUGUUUUGUUCUAGAUGUUAACCAUUAUUCCAAAAUUACAAUUUUAUUAUAUUUUUUGUCAUAGGUCACAGUUUUAGGUUAAAUAUGAAAUCAUGAAUGUUAUGUCAUAACUUUAGGGUUAAGCUCGUUUCUGGCCUAAAGUGCUUAAUAUACUUAAUAUAGAAUGUGUUAAUGCAAAUAUGUGCAUCUGAGUUUAGUUGGAGGAAUAGGCAUUAGAAGGCAGGGCUGGAGCUCAGUGCUACGAAAAAUACAAAGACAUUAUGUUGCAUCUGGAACAGAAUUGAACUACUGACAAAGUAAUAUGCACAUGAAUCCUUUCCUCCAUAAGAUCCCAUGUUGCAGGUAACUUCUGCAGUUAAGCCAAAAAACAUUUUACAUAUAAACUAUUUACUGUCCUGCUUACACUGUAACAUUUUGUUCACUGCUCUGUGAUUGGUUGGCUGCUGAAGCUGGUUAGGUCACAGAUGACAUGUAUUUAGGGGAGGGAACCAUACACUUUAUAAUAUAAAGAUGAAUUCAGCAAAACAUCAGCAGCUACAGACACUAAAGACACCAGAUCUCCACUGCUUCAACAAGAUGAACAACAAACUGUGUAAGUCAAUGGAACGGGACCUGAGGAUUGUGCUCUUGGGAAAGACUGGUGUUGGAAAGAGUGCAUCAGGAAACACCAUUCUUGGCAAAAAGAGUUUCACCGAAGACAUAUCCUCUGUAUCAAUGACACAGAAAUGCAAAAUGGAAACAACAGAGUUUGAAGGAAAAACUCUGACCGUCACAGAUACUCCGGGCUUGUUUCACACCAGCAAAGAUCGAAAGGAGUUGGUCAAGGAGAUCGUGGAAACCACCUUGAAAAUUCAACCUGGUCCCCAUGUGCUUCUUUUGGUCUUAAGGCUGGGUUCAUUCUCAAGAGAAGAUAAAAAAGUGCUGGAGACAUUUCAGAAGGUCUUCACAGAUGCAAAACCUUACACCAUUGUCUUGUUCACCAAUGGGGGCGAACAUGAUGCUAAAGUGUUCAUCGAUAAGUAUGAAAGUCUCAAAAAGUUUAUUCGCCAGUCAUGUGCUGAAUAUUAUGCCUUCAACAAUGAUGUCGAGGAUGAUGCUCAGCGUACCGGCCUGCUAACGAAGAUCAGCGAGGUGGUGGAGAAAAAUAAGGGAGGAUACUACACCAACCAAAUGUUUGAAGAAGCUGAGAAGGCACUGGAGGAGGCAAUGCAAAAAGUAAAUACUGAGCCAGAAGGUGACAUAGGGAAUGUAAUAGCCCUGUUGGAAAGUUUGAUCAACAAGGGUGAUGAAUUACUUAUGAAAGAUGAAUCAGGUCUUUAUAAGGCGCUUAAGAAACUCCUUAAAAUUGUAGAAGACAUGGCAUGUAAAUGCAUGCCGGAUGGAGUUCACUAAAUUAAAUACAAAAACAUUAAGGGAAAAUUAUUUUUUCAAACAAAUCAAAAUAAAAUCACAGUGAUGCUGCUCAACAGGGAUCAUAGACAACACGAGUAGUUGUCUGAGUAAUGAUAUGUCAGUGAUUGUAGUUUGUCUAUUGAUUUAGGCAGAGAAAAGAGCUUUGGCCCAUGAGCUCUGUGUCAUGCACUGAGUUGUGAUCAACUGCAUGCAAAAUGUAUGUACUGUCCUACUGUACUGUAAAUGUGAGCAGAAGAAUUAUCUCUAAAGCAAAGAUAUCAAAUAAAUGGUUGUUUGUGAAUAGAAAUUAUUGGUGGUGGUGAAAAAACAAGGAAGAUUAAUGAUUUUAUUUUUAUUUUAAUGUUUCACUUUCUUUACAUUCAUAUUAUUUUAUCUAUAGUACAUCAUACAAAUAAACAUAUGAGACCUUGA